Messenger RNA from Danio rerio (zebrafish), 2470 nucleotides. NCBI's taxonomy places the organism in Eukaryota, Metazoa, Chordata, Actinopteri, Cypriniformes, Danionidae. The record is from RefSeq and is a predicted model, not a curated record.
UGUUGACAUUGGCUACCCGCAGUUGCUCAGAAGGGAAACCCGAGUACCAACCUCUGACGUCACGCACUAGAAGAAAUCGAAACUUAAAUUAUCUGCUGGCCUAUGGAAAGGUAGAAGAGUCCGUCAGUUUACUCUUGAGGCUUGGAGACAAGAACAGCUGUCUGUUUAACUUGACUGCAUAGGAAGAACCAAACCCUAGAAGAGAAUCUGAACACAAAGAACAAUACAUUGACAUCAUCCAAAUGGAUAACCCAUCCUGUGUACAAAGUCAUACCUGCUCGGAAGCUCCUCCUUUGGGUUGUAAUGGCACCGAUCCAUGUCUUGUGGAUACCAAAGUUGAGAAGAAAACUGUGAAGAAUAAAAAAAAGAAUAAAAGGAAAAAAAGCGCUUCAUGCCAAGUAAAAACGGGCAGUGAAUACACUCAGGUCGCUGUUGAAGAGCAAUCAUCAGCCUCAGAGAACCUUCCUGGAAACCACAAAAAUAAGCCUGCAGGAUCAAAACAUGAAAAGAACAACCAAAAAAGAAAAAGUCAGUCAAUUUCACCUGUAAGAACUCCUGCAAUCCCAAGUCCACAAAAACCAUUAACUAAGCCUACCUGCGACCAGUCAACCCAGACAGAGUCUCUCCAAUGUCAAUCCAUCCAAACUCAGUCAACGCAAACCCCUCCCAUCCAGGGUAUGCAUACAACAUCAACAGAAACCAAGUGCACCCAGACAAUCCAGUCCAGUUUUUCUUUACACCAGGCAUACUGGGGAAAAUCAUUCACUGAUCAGUCUGCUGAUGAGCAGAAAACCCAGGCCAGCGCAAGAAGCAAUCAUCUGACAGUGUUAUCAUGGAAUAUAGAUGGUCUGGAUGAUGAGAAUGUGCGUGACCGGGUCAAAGGUCUGUUGUCACACCUUGGAAAGUACCGUGCAGAUGUUGUGCUACUGCAAGAGCUGGUACCUCCUUGUGUGAAGAUUUUAAAGAAUGUUAUUAAAGAUGAUCAAUUUCUGGAAGGCAGUGAAGAUGGCUACUUCUGUGGGAUUUUGCUCAGAAAGGAGAGAGUGCAGUGCAUUCAAAGCAACAUUGUGAAGUAUCCCACCACAGAGCAGGGAAGGAACCUGCUAAUAGCAAACGUGAGCUUUUCAGGCCAUCCUCUGUGCAUUAUGACAUCUCAUCUGGAGAGCUGUAAGACAGGCUCUCAAGAACGCUUAAAUCAGCUGUGGAGGGUUUGGAAAUGGAUGAAGGAGACCCCAGAGGACCACACCGUUAUAUUUGGAGGAGAUACCAACCUUAGAGAUUGGGAGGUAAAGAAGCUUGGGGGGUUGCCGGAUGGUAUCUCUGAUGUGUGGGAGAUGCUGGGACAACCAGAGGAAAGCAGAUACACUUGGGACACAUCCAUCAAUGAUAACAAUGAUAUCCCAAAUCCUAUACGCCUGCGAUUUGAUCGACUUUUCCUUAAAGGAGCUGCAAAUGGUGCACAGCUACGGCCAGAAAGCAUGACGCUGAUUGGCCUGGAGAAGCUGAAGUGUGACUAUUUCAUCAGUGAUCACUGGGGUAUCCUUUGUACUUUCAAAUAUGGGGAAUCAGAAGAACAGUGUGUCACUGACUGAUUCAUGAUUAUAUAACAUGGAUCAAAACCAUAUGCUUUUCAAACAAAUCACUAUUGACAAAUGAACUCUGGACUAGUGCCAACAUGUUCAAUUAGUCAUAAAUUGCUGGGAGAUUAACUACUGUAUAUUCCUUCACUGAUGAGUCAAAACGUUGCAACCAGCCAAGAGUAAAGUAAAUAUUGCUGAUGAUAUCCAAAUGAGGCCAGAUUUUAGGGUCAUUCAGAAUCAGUAUGCUGGAUGCAAGAGAUAUGAACUGGAAUGAAGUCUUGUGGUAGUGGUAAUAAACUUGCAACAAUGGUCAGAGGAGGGACAAACUAUAAUCUAGUGGCAAGAUAUUGAGCACACACAAGCACUGGACUUGGGUUGUCUACAUUAUGAAAAUUGCUGGGUUGUUUUAUUGCAAUAUUGGAUUAAAUAUGGAGAUAACCAAGUGUUAAAGGCGGUUCAUUCCACUGUGGCGACUCCUGAUUAAUAAAGGAACUAAGUCGAAAAGAAAAUGAAUGAAUGAACAGUGUUAAUGUUUAUAAAUAAAUUUUAAAUUACAUUUUUUUAAUCCCACUAUUGGGUUUGUCCAUUGACCCAGUGUUGUGUUAAAACAACCCAGCGUUUUUGAAGUGUGGUCCAAUCCCAGCAGGCACAGUACGUCAUCAUGACGUCAAUACCCCAACGUUGUGGGACGUUACAUUUUGUUUGGAAAUAAAAAUUGGGUCAGAACCCAAUGCCAGGCAAUGUCAAUGUCCAAAAUCAACCUAAAGUCAACCCAAUAUCAACGUCUAAUGAUGUUAUAGCUUGUGUAAACGUUACCGCUAUUAUGUCUAGCAAACAUGGUAUUUUGGUUGCCAUAUCUCACGAAUAAAUGUCAGUAUUUGAUGUCAAUA